This is a messenger RNA of Entelurus aequoreus (snake pipefish), 5621 nucleotides long. It is a transcript of the gene hecw2a, whose product is annotated as HECT, C2 and WW domain containing E3 ubiquitin protein ligase 2a. Gene Ontology annotation, biological process: regulation of dendrite morphogenesis. The transcript is spliced from 30 exons. NCBI's taxonomy places the organism in Eukaryota, Metazoa, Chordata, Actinopteri, Syngnathiformes, Syngnathidae. The coding region runs from base 404 to 4936 and encodes 1510 amino acids. Gene Ontology annotation, molecular function: ubiquitin-protein transferase activity; protein binding. The record is from RefSeq and is a predicted model, not a curated record.
UGUUCAUCCUGCUGCUCUGCGUCAAAGGUAAGCAUGUCGUCAUCAAAUUAAUGUCCAUAUUCAUGGUUUUCAUUAAUAACAAUGUACAUGUUUGUUUUUCACAUGUGCAUGGACAACAUAAACGUGCAAUCCGAGUCGCCUUUCGAUGCUUGUAUGACGCCAACGUGGAACGCGUCUUGCAGAAAAACGGCAUGACGCGCUGAUUCAGGGGCUGUCAAGAUGGUGGCACCUGGCAGUAGAGACGCAAAGAACAUGCCGUGUUUAAGACCCACACGUUGCUGCCCACAGAAAUUCAAACUACGAUGAGAAAGUAGGAUGUAGGUGAAGAUAACAUGGCUCAUCCGCUUCUCCAAUAAACAGCAUUCUUCCUUCUGGGGAUCUUCCAAAGUCUUCACUUUCCAACAUGCGUCCGUCUCUUGCCACGGCAGUCCUUCCAGCCAGGACGCGUUCCCACAACGCCCCCAUUCUGGCCGUAGGGAGUCGUGAACAACUCUCAGCUCCUCGAAGGCGUAGUCCUAACCUCCGACACACCCUGAGCCCAGAAAACCUUCGGACACUGGCAGAAAGAGGAGGGUCUUGUGUCGACAGUGUGUCUAUGAUCAGCGGUCCCAUUGGACUUUCACGUGCCAAUAGCGACACAGAUCUGAUUAGCUCUCAGAGCAGGUCCUCACUGACGGCAUCCACUCUGGAGUACACUUUGAACCGUGGCCAGAACCUCAUCAUAUCCUGGGAUAUCAAGGAGGAAGUGGACGCUACAGACUGGAUUGGACUGUACCAUAUUGAUGAAAGCAGUCCAUCCAACGUGUGGGACUGCAAGAACCGAGGCGUGAAUGGCACUCAGAAAGGUCAGAUAGUGUGGCGACUGGAGGCGGGGCCUUACUUCAUGGAUCCCGAGACGAAGAUCUGCUUCAAGUAUUACCAUGGAGCGAGUGGAGCCCUGCGAGCCACAACCCCCUGCAUCACGGUGAAGAACACGGCUGUCCUGGUGGAGUGUCUUUCAGAGCAGGUGGGUGUUGAACAUCCUCGGAAACUGAUAAGCUUCACUUUGACAGAUCUGCGGGCCAACAGCCUAAAAAAAGGUAUGUUUUUUCAUCCGGAUCCAUAUCUAAAGAUGUCCAUCCAUCCUGGCAAGAGGAGCGUCUUCCCCGUCUUCAGCCAUCACGGACAAGAACGCCGAUCAGCCAUCAUCGCAAACACCAUCAACCCAGUUUGGCUUGGAGAGAAAUACACCUUUGUAGCACUAAUGACGGACAUUUUGUACAUCGAAGUCAAGGACAAGUUUGCCAAAAGUCGACCAAUCAUCAAACGCUUUCUUGGUCAGCUAACAAUCCCUGUACAGCGCCUGAUCGAAAAGAUACCUGGAGUCCAGCCUGUGAGUUUCUCGUUGUGUCGCCGCCUCCCUACGGAACACGUGAGCGGAAAUUUGCAGUUCAAGGUGGAGCUGACAUCUACUGGUGCUGAUGAUGCUAUUGUUGGCCUUUCGAGCUUUAAUGGAGCUCCAGGGACUCCAUCAGAUGAUGAAGAUCUGCCUCAUCACUUUCCAGGAAUGCUCUCAGCAGGCCCCUCCCCCACUGAGUCCCAAGACUCCCAAUGUGUUUGGGAUGGCGGGGCCUCAGCAUACCCAGAAAAGGAUCUUCCUCUUGUCGGAUCUGAAGCUGGAUUUUUGGAGGAAAGUGAGUUGCUUCAUAUGUCACUCAGUGAGGGCCUGGACGCUAUUGAGGUCCCCAAACGUCCAGGAGAAAGGCCCCUCGGCGCCGCUUCUCCCAAACUACGUUCAAGCUUCCCCACACAUUCGCGGCUUAGCGGGAUGUUACACAUUGAUUCCGACGAGGACGAAGACAGGUCCGGGGCAAAUGAAACACUUCCAAUACCGCCCUCCCCGUUGUUGCUAAAUGGAGUUCGUCAAGAUGUUACUGGUCCUGAUGAAAAUGAGACGCAGUCUGGAGAAGAGGAGCCUGAGUGUCUUGAAGAGCUAACCUCUGAGACCCGGGUGGCUCAUGAGGUGGCUCAUGAGGUGGAAGCAGGUCUGAACCAGGAUGAUGUUAUGGACCUAGAUGUCUUCACUGAGGUGGAAGAAGCUCGAUUCUCAGAGGCUGUUUCCCAUAAUACCUUACCAGAGGGGGCAAAGGAACCCGCUGAGGAACUUUCUUCAGAGAUGGACACCUGCUCCAUGGCAACAGCACCUCAGACGGCCAUCUACUCCUCAGACAGUUGUCCUGUCACCUUGACUGCCGGUGUGGAAGCAGAGGAAGUUCCAGACCCUGUCAUUGAUUCCGGAGAAAAUAUAAUUUGUGGCAAUGCAGACAAUGAAGGCCGUGGACAGGGAGAAACGGCCUCAGCUUCAGAGCAAGAUAACUUUCUGGCGAUAAGUGUGAGGAAGCUGAGCCUCCAGGAAGACCAAGACGAAGAUGACUCAAAGCCACAUGAGGAGAUGGUUAACAUAGAAACAGAUGUAGAGGAAGGUUCUCCUGUUAAUGGUCAUCCUGUUAGGUCCCUUCCAUCUGUUCGACAAGACAUUCACCGCUAUCAACGUGUGGACGAACCUCUUCCACCCAACUGGGAGGCUCGAAUUGACAGUCAUGGAAGAAUUUUUUUUGUUGACCAUGUGAACAGAACCACCACAUGGCAGCGACCCACUGGACCUCCUGCACAACAGGGCCUGACCCGGUCUAACUCUAUUCAGCAAAUGGAACAACUCAACCGCAGAUAUCAGAGCAUCAGGAGAACUAUAACCAGCAGUGAGAGAACAGAGGACAGCUCAGCUGAUCUGCUUCUUGAACCAGAACCUGAUUUGAUGCUUCAUUCCAUUUCUGAAUACCGACGAGAGAGUGCAGUCAGUCAUUCAAGUGGUCGUCUUUCUCUGCUGCUCCAGUCUCCCAGCGCCAAGUUCCUGUGCAGCCCCGAUUUCUUUACUGUGCUGCAUUCUAACCCUAGUGCCUACCGUAUGUUUACAAGCAACACCUGUCUGAAGCAUAUGAUCAGUAAGGUGCGGCGAGAUGCUCAUUACUUUGAGCGCUACCAGCACAACCGUGACCUGGUGACCUUCCUCAACAUGUUUUCCAACAAACAGUUGGAGCUUCCCCGCGGUUGGGAAAUGAAACAUGACCAUACCGGGAAGCCCUUCUUUGUGGAUCACAAUUGUCGCUCAACAACCUUCAUUGACCCACGGCUGCCUCUUCAGAGUCCUCGUUCCACCGGCCUGCUGGCCCACCACCAGCACCUGAGCCGCCAGCGCAGCCACAGCGCCGGAGAGGUGACAGAUGACUCUCGACAAAGCAAUACACCCAUGAUGCCACGACCAUCCAGUACCUUCAGCGGUUCCUGUCGAAGCCAGUACCAGGAUGUGGUGCCUGUGGCGUACAAUGAUAAGAUUGUGGCUUUUCUACGACAAGCGAACAUAUACGAGAUCCUGCAGGAACGACACCCAGAACUUCCCAGGAACAGUUCUCUCAAAGAGAAGGUACAGUUUAUUCGCAGUGAGGGAGCCAGUGGGCUUGCACGCCUCUCUGGGGAUGCUGACCUCGUCAUGCUGCUGAGUUUAUUUGAAGAGGAGGUAAUGUCAUAUGUGCCACCUCUGCUGCACCCAAACUACUGCCUCUCCUCCUCUCCCCAAAACUCUCCUGGCACCCAACGAGCAAAUGCGAGAGCUCCUGCUCCCUACAAACGAGACUUUGAGGCCAAACUGAGAAACUUCUAUCGGAAGCUGGAGACUAAAGGAUAUGGACAAGGACCUGGAAAAGUCAAGCUGGUGAUACGUAGAGACCAUCUUCUAGAAGAUGCCUUCAACCAAAUCAUGUGUUACUCUCGCAAAGAUCUACAAAGGAGCAAACUUUACGUCAGCUUUGUAGGAGAAGAUGGGUUAGACUACAGUGGUCCAUCCAGAGAGUUUUUCUUUCUUGUGUCCAGAGAGCUUUUUAAUCCCUACUAUGGCUUGUUUGAAUAUUCAGCGAACGACACGUACACGGUGCAGAUGAGCCCCAUGUCUGCUUUUGUAGAUAACCACCAUGAAUGGUUUCGUUUUAGCGGGCGUAUCCUGGGACUGGCUCUGGUCCAUCAGUAUCUGCUGGAUGCCUUCUUUACCCGACCUUUCUACAAGGGUCUGUUACGCAUAUCAUGUGACCUAAGUGAUCUGGAGUUCCUGGAUGAAGAGUUCCACCAAAGUCUGCAGUGGAUGAAGGAUAACGACAUCGAGGACAUGCUGGACCUGACCUUCACUGUCAACGAGGAGGUCUUUGGACAGAUCACAGAGCGAGAGCUCAAGCCGGGUGGGGCGAGUAUUCCUGUGUCGGAGAAGAACAAGAAGGAGUACAUCGAGUGUAUGGUCAAGUGGCGCAUUGAGAGGGGCGUGGCUCAGCAGACCGAGAGUCUGGUUCGGGGCUUCUAUGAGGUGGUGGAUGUGCGGCUAGUGUCUGUGUUCGAUGCCAGGGAGUUGGAGUUGGUGAUGGCUGGAACUGCAGAAAUUGACCUGACAGACUGGAGGAACAACACGGAGUACAGAGGAGGUUACCAUGACGACCACAUCGUGAUUCGCUGGUUCUGGUCAGCAGUAGAAAGGUUCAACAACGAACAAAAACUCAGACUGCUGCAGUUUGUGACAGGUACAUCAAGUAUUCCUUACGAGGGCUUUGCCUCGCUGCGAGGAAGUAACGGACCCCGCAGAUUCUGUGUGGAGAAGUGGGGCAAAAUCACCUCCUUACCAAGGCGGACGCGCCGGGCCGGGGACUGGAGGCGGUGCUGUCCCAGCGGUUGGAGGGCGUCGACCGCCCCAUCCUGUACAUCAGCCGCAAACUCUCGGACCGGGAGGCGAGGUACAGCAUGGUGGAGAGGGAGUGCCUCACCAUCAGGUGGGCGGUCGGGACCCUACAGUACUACCUGUUGGGACGCGUCUUCAGUCUCUGCUCGGACCACAAACCGCUCCAAUGGCUCCACCGCAUGAGGAUGCCAACGCGCGGAUCACCCGGUGGUACCUUGCAUUGCAGCCCCACAACUUCCGGGUGGUCCACAGACCGGGUACACAGAUGGCCGUAGCUGACUUCCUCUCGUGCCCCUCUACGGGGGGGUGGCCGGAAUGCUGCCCGGCCUGAGACUGACGGUGGAGGCAUGUGGAGGGGGCGUGGUCCACGCGUCUCCUGCGGGCAGGGCGUGUGCAGGAGCCGGCUAUGAAGCAGCUGACAGGUGAGUACAUACCUCAGCUGGAACGAGUUUUCUAAUCACCUGUCUCUUUAUUAGCAGCGUCGGAGACCAUGAGGGGGGCAGAAGCAAGGAGAGACGAAGGAGAAGAGAGAAAAGCCCAGAGACAAUUGCUGAAAAUGACCAAAGCGACUCCAAAUAAAGAGUGUUGUAAAUCUGUACCCGAGGGUGUGUGGCCGUGGUCCAUUGGUCCGAAAGAACCCACACAAAGACUUCCACAGUUGUAUUUCUCUUCUUUUGUUGAGAAGAAUUUUUAUACAUUCUUGGGUGGCAGGUCAUAGUUUGCUUUGUACAUAAUUUCAGCAGUUUGCAAAUGCACCAAAUCAGUGAAUUUCAAUAUUUGUGAUUCAAUAAAUAAAGGGUUUGUAUUUUCUCUAUAUCCAACAUUAUGUAUUAUUCUAAUUGAUCUUUUUUGUAACACCGUUAGUGAA